UAGACUUGAGAUAGUGUCAUUGUAGAGGUGGUCGCCCGAGGUAUUAUGAGCGACGCACGGGGAACACAGCCCUGCUAUUUACAUCAAGCAUCCCCAUCUCUUUCCAUGCUCUCCACACUCAGAAACAAACGCAUGUCAGGAGCUCGGGCUUCAACUGACGGGGUAUCCGUACAAAACACAAACAGUCAACAGACGCUAACAACUCGCUUCACAAACAUGACUCCAACCCAAUGCAACCAAGACCUCAUAACAUGACGAACGCUAAUCAUACAUGCUUGCUCAUCCCUAUCCACACUUUCCAUCUGGUUUUCUUUUUUUCUCUUUUUUUUUUUGUUUUGUUUUUUUUU
Molecule: messenger RNA, 347 nt
Organism: Aspergillus aculeatinus CBS 121060
Lineage: Eukaryota; Fungi; Ascomycota; Eurotiomycetes; Eurotiales; Aspergillaceae
Exons: 1
Coding region: 46-255 (69 amino acids)
Source: RefSeq, a predicted model, not a curated record